UGAGUCUGUCUACAUUCUUUUAAUAGGAUAGUGUAUAAAUUGUAAGAGUUUGUAUGAGAGGUAUUAUCUAGACAAGGAUAUCAAAAUUCUAUUGGAUAUAACAUUGCGCUGGGUGAUAACAGAUUAGGAAACAAGAAGAAAGAUGCAGCGAAGGGCGCAACUGUUUGCGUGUAGAUAAUCAUCCUCUUAACAUACGAUAACUUACACUAAGUAGAGGAUUUGAAACAAUAAAGUGCUGUUGAAUUUAAUUGGAAAUUAAUUGUAUUCCCCUUUUGCGCUAACAUAUCGCGAAGGUGUCACAUUUUAGAAUUUCCAUAAAACUACAUAACAUUUGUUUCUAGACGUAGACGGACCCGUACAGUAUCUAAGGCAAGAUGAAUAAUUCAAAGCAGGUGUAUUUGGUGGUUGUCUGUCUUUUGUCGUACAUUGUAAGCGCCAGUGCUAUGUCACAGUGCUCAUUGAAGGUUCCAGUUCCAGAUCUAACGUAUUGUGACGCAACCGGCACGCUAGAGGAACACAUCGAUGCGGACGUGCACGAGACACGGGGACGGGUAAAAGCGGUACAAGACUACCAACACGACUCGUUCAAGUUAUUUGACCAGCAGUUAAACACCAUAGUAGAGGAUUCCACUACUGAUAUGGAUAUUCUGGAUGUGGUGGAAGAAAUUCAAACUUUAAAACGAUUUGUAACCAGUUUGUCUGAACAACAGGAGCUACCGGAAAUAAGCGACAAGAGACAAAAACGAGCAGCACCAUCGACUCCUAACCAAACGCAACAGUUGCUAAAUUCGGCUCAAGCAACUUUUCAAAAGAACUUAGCUAGCAUUAAACAAAAACUGGCAAGCAUUUCCAGCUCCAUCGCAAAAGAUGCCGCUCAAAGUUCGGCAAUUCAUACAAAACUCCUGCAAGACUUAGCUAAAAAUCAGCAAUCACUGACUGCCACAGAACAACAACUACAGACACUCGACACAGCAGUCAGGAAUGCUCUUACAUCUACAGGAACAGGUGUGAGCGGUGUAAGUUUGUCGACCGUCACCCAAGAAGUCACUGAUCUGGUAAUUAAUGCCACAGUAUCAGAACAGAUAAUACAACGACAGCUUGAUGACCUGGAAAAACUGGACAAACAACUGGAAGCGAGUGAACAGGUUACUACGUCAAGGCUGGGAACAUUGACAACAGACUUGAACGAUCUUGACAAGCGGUUAACUAAUGCAACACAACAGACAGCGGUUCUUAAAGGUGGUGAACAUAUUUACGAAGAUCGAGUUGGCACAUUUAUCAGCAACACGACACGUGACGUGGCCAACCUGAGAGCUGAACUAGCUUCAGCACAGCAGUCUGUAUCACAGGUGGGGAGAUCCGCGUUCAACACAACAAUGGCAGUUGGACAAUUUGAAAUCAAGUUAACGGCGUUCAGGAAAGAUGUAGACGGCAUACAGAGCGCCGUGACUUUCUCACAGCCACUACAACAAUCACAGAUAGGGCAAAUUCUCAAAUUGAAGAAAACACUAGCAGACGACAUUAAUGUUCUGAAGUAUGCGUUCGGACUUACGAAAACACCGCCAUAAUAUUGUGGUUUUUUUUUGUCAACACCAUCUUCAGUUUAAACCUCGUUUGUGAAAAUUUAAUUGUAUAUAUUUGAAACUGUAAUAGAUUAAAUUAACACUU
Messenger RNA from Mercenaria mercenaria, 1668 nucleotides. RefSeq lists its product as uncharacterized. The transcript is spliced from 6 exons. Bases 375 to 1568 code for a protein of 397 amino acids. Lineage: Eukaryota; Metazoa; Mollusca; Bivalvia; Venerida; Veneridae. The record is from RefSeq and is a predicted model, not a curated record.